Molecule: messenger RNA, 4539 nt
Organism: Papaver somniferum (opium poppy)
Lineage: Eukaryota; Viridiplantae; Streptophyta; Magnoliopsida; Ranunculales; Papaveraceae
Product: autophagy-related protein 11-like
Exons: 5
Coding region: 714-4172 (1152 amino acids)
Biological process (GO): autophagy of peroxisome; autophagosome assembly; autophagy of mitochondrion
Cellular component (GO): phagophore assembly site membrane; Atg1/ULK1 kinase complex; extrinsic component of membrane
Molecular function (GO): protein kinase binding; molecular adaptor activity
Source: RefSeq, a predicted model, not a curated record
AGGUCUCCUUCUGCUAAAAGAGAUACCAACUAGAAGUGUGUUUCGGAAGGGGAGGGUGUAGGUAACUUUCGCAGAAGGGAACUCUUUCUUUCUUUCUUCUUAUCUUUUACUUGAAGAAACCGAACCAUAAACAAACCCUAAAAAUUUCGAAGAGGGAUUAUUUUUGUUGCCCAUCAAAAUGAUUUUGUUAGCAUAAUCAUACACGGAAUCGAUUAUUUUUUACUUUCGGAUUAUUAUUUCUAGUCGUGAGGAAGUAUCUUACUAUCUUAAGAUUGCGAUUAGAAAAACAAAAUUAUUAUUAUUAUUAUUUUUCUUUUUUAGUCGGUGAUCUCUUCAUUCAUUCUCUCUUUUCUUCUGGGUCUUCUUCUUUUCUCACAUAAAACUAGAACUAGAUAAAACUAGGUGAAAAAAAGAAAGAAUUAUUUUGGAUUGAAUUUUAUGUGAGCAGGAAGAACAAGAUAACUUCAGGGUUUGCUGUCAUGGUUUGGGAUUUCUGUUGAUUGGAUUUAAAUAUAUAAGGGUACUGUUUUGGCGGAUAAUUUGGGGAAAUCGUAGUGAAUUAGGGUUUUCUUUCUGUGAUUCUAAAUACAAAAUUUAGUUUUUUAUUUUUAAGUGUUUGACUCUGAAAAUCCAAGUGAAAUUGGAUUGGUUUUUCUGGUGACAACUAAAAUUAGAUUUGGGAAAGAAAAGUUGAAUUUGAAUUUGGGGAUAAGAUGAGUUCAAAUUUGACAGAGGGUUUUGUUCCUGGAAGGAAGUUACUACUUCAUAUAGCAGAGAAUGGGCACUCAUUUGAGCUUGAUUUUGAUGAGUCAACCUUAGUUGAAUCAGUCCAGAAAUACAUGGAAUCAGUUUCCUCCAUUAAUUUCAACGACCAACUUCUUCUUUGUCUUGAUAUGAAACUAGAACCCCAAAGACCUUUGUCAACUUACAAACUCCCUUCUGAUGAUCGAGAGGUAUUUCUCUACAAUCGAGCCAGAUUACUCAAUGAUUCGCCUCCUCCAGCACCAGAACAAGUGAAUCUCCCAGAAUUCCCUAGCCCUCCAUCGCCAUCUUCAUCGAGAAAUGCGCAUCCUUUGGACGAUGCUUCAGAUCCUGCUCUAAAAGCAUUACCUUCUUAUGAGCGCCAAUUCCGUUACCAUUUUCACUGUGGUCGUUCUAUAUAUAAUCACACACAAUCAAAAAUUGAGAUUUGUGAGCGGUUUCUAAGAGAACAGAUGGUUCAAGAGAGGGCGUUGGAAACUGCUCGUGGUAGUAUGGAUCAUUAUUAUCGAAUGAUACAGCAAAUGUACACUGAUUUCAUGAAAUGCUUUACACAGCAGCAUCGAUAUCAUUCAGAUCUUUUACUUAAUUUUGGACGAGAUAUUGAGAAAUUGAGAGCAUGUAAGCUUCAUCCUUCUUUACAGACUGAAACACGCAAGUGUUUGGUGGAUUUUGUCAAGGAGAAGAAUUUGUGGAAAUGGGCUGAGAGUUGCAACAGCUCCCAUAGGCAAUUUGAGACCAAAGUUUCACAACUUAAACAGAUGUUUAAUGAAUUGAAGCAAAGAGUUGAAGAUUUAUUCUCCGCCAAGUCUCUAACAGCUACCAGAGACUUAGAAUUGAUGAUCAGAGAUUCUCAGAAACAUGUCAAUGAACAAAAGAGUAUAAUGCAGUCGUUGAGCAAAGACGUCAACACUGUGAAGAAGCUCGUUGAUGAUUGUUUGAGCUCCCAAUUGGCUGCCUCAAUUCGUCCUCAUGAUGCUGUUUCCGCUUUAGGUCCUAUGUACGAUGUCCAUGACAAAAGUCACUUACCAACAAUGCAGGCUUGUGACCGUGCAGUUUCGAAGCUACUUGAGUUCUGCAAAGGUAGGAAGGAUGAGAUGAACGUCUUUGUGCAUAACUGCAUGCAAAAGGUAGCAUACAUUCAGUUUACCAUCAGAGAUCUUCGCCUACAGUUUCCAGCAUUCAAAGAGGCCAUGGCACGCCAGGAUGAUCUAUUUGCAGAUUUAAAAUUGGUACGCGGUAUUGGUCCUGCAUAUAGGGCCUGCCUCGCUGAAAUAGUGAGGAGGAAAGCGUCUAUGAAGCUUUACAUGGGUAUGGCUGGGCAGUUGGCCGAAAGACUUGCAACAAAGAGGGAAGCUGAGGUGAGAAGACGGGAGGAGUUCUUAAAACUGCAGAGUGCUUACAUACCCCGGGAUAUACUGUCAUCAAUGGGAUUGUUUGAUACUCCUAACCAGUGUGAUGUUAAUAUCGCUCCUUUUGAUUCUAACUUGCUUGAUAUUGAUAUAGCCGAAGUUGACCGCUAUGCCCCUGAGUGUUUACUGGGCAUGUCCUCUAAGUCAGAUAAACAUGGAUCAUCAAGGACUUCCUUUGCCAUGUCUAAUGAUGGUUCUCAAUUGGUUGAACCUGAAGACACUAGUGUUAUUACUGCUGAGAAAUGUAGUCCUGAGGAAUUCCUCGAGGUCUAUGGGUCGGUGGAAAUUGCUGGAACUAGCAAGAUGGAAGUUGAGAAUGCAAGGCUGAAAGCUGAUCUUGCUUCCGCUCUGGCACGAAUUUGUUCGUUCAAUCCACAGCUGGAGUAUGAGUCACUAGAUGACAGUAAACUAGAGAGCAUACUUAAAAGCGCAGCUGAGAAAACUUCUGAAGCCUUGCAACUGAAAGAUGAAUAUGGGAAACAUCUCCAGUCUAUGAUAAAGAUGAAGCAGAUGCAGUGCACAUCAUAUGAAAAACGCAUUCAAGAAUUGGAACAAAGAUUGUCUGAUCAAUACUUGCAAGGGAAGAAGCUUACUACACUUGGUAAGGAUGUUUCUGAUUCUGUUAUAUCAACUAUAAAGGCGGAGGACUGUAAGUCUGAAAUUUCAGAGGAGGGAGAAGCAAACAGGCCUGACAUAUUGAGCGAGCCCAUGGAUGAGGUCUCUUGUACUUCUGCAUCUUUGCAUGAGCAACCGAGCAAAACCCGAGAAGGUGUUGAUGAGAAUAUGACAGAUUCUGUCGGCCCGCUUAAUCUGCAGUUAGAUUCAUCAAUGAUGGAACCACAUCGAGAUGAUUUGCAAGUACAUGAAAAAUGUGAGAAAAAGAAGAUGGGUUUUGGGUUAGAGAGUGGGUCUACUUCUGGGAGCAUGACAGAGCCUCUUAAUAUAUUUACAUCUGAAACUGCUGCUAAAGAAGUCUCAACUACUGAAUUGAGUAGUGAUGUAAUGUUGAAACUGCAAAAUGCACUUGCUGACAAGUCAAACCAGUGUACUGAAACAGAAACCAAGCUCGAAGCUGUGCUAGAGGAGGUUGCUAAUCUCAGGAGGGAAUUGGAUAUCAGCAGGAAGCUCUUAGAUGAGUCUCAGAUGAAUUGUGCUCAUUUGGAGAAUUGCCUGCAUGAAGCAAGAGAGGAAGCCCAUACUCAUCUCUGUGCGGCUGAUAGGAGGGCUUCAGAGUAUAGUACAUUGCGUGCCUCUGCUGUUAAAAUACGUGGCCUUUUUGAAAGAUUGAAGAGCUGCGUCACGGCUUCGGGUGGAGUUGCUAGCUUUGUUGACUCCUUGCGGGCCUUGUCUUUCUCUUUGGCAAACUCUGCUAAUGAUAACGAAGAUGAGGGUACUGCUGAGUUUAGAGCUUGUAUCCGGGUCCUCGCAGAUAAAGUGAGUUUUCUGUCUCGGCACCGUGCAGAACUUAUGGAAAGGUGCUCUAGGGCCGAAGCUGCACAUGGACACCUCACAAAGGAGUUGGAAGAGAAGAAAGAGUUGGUAAAAAGCUUGUAUUCAAAGCACCAGCUCGAAAAGCAAGCAAACAAGGAGAAAAUAUCUUUUGGUCGUUUCGAAGUCCAUGAGAUAGCUGCAUUUGUCCUCAACAAGGCUGCGCAUUACGAAGCAAUUAACCGAAGCUGCCCCAAUUAUUACCUCUCCACUGAAUCUGUGGCCCUCUUUGUAGAACACCUUCCUAGCAGACCCACUUACAUUCUAGGGCAGAUUGUGCACAUAGAACGACGAACUGUGAAAACUUCCGUACCACUCCGAUCUGAGCAAUGUUUGGAUCAAGUAGAAAACUUAAGCCCUGACGCGACCUCUGCUAUGCCCCAGCGAUUACCUCUUGGUACGGCAUCUACUACUAUUACAAACCCUUACAAUCUUCCAAUUGGCUGUGAAUAUUUUGUCGUGACAGUAGCCAUGUUACCUGACACCACCAUCCAUUCACCACCUCCUUCCUGAUCCUGAUGUGCUGACACAAGACAUGAUGGAAGAAGAAGAAGAAAACCCCCAAGUGUAAAUACAGCACAUAUUAUAUAUAUAUAUACACAAAUGCGAAUAGAGAGUAGACUCUUAUGUCUUGGGUGGGAAUGAGAUGUUAAAUUUACACUCUAAUCAUGUACAUACCGUUCAUUGGAUUCUGCUUCUUCUCUUGUGUAUAUAUGAUUUAGUGAUUGUAGGAUUAACUCUUUCCUUGAUUCGAUUAUUAAAAUUUGUGAAUAUUUUCAAACUGCUGUAUAUGAGUCUGGGACUUCGAUCUCGCGGCAUUUGGUUUACAACACUGAUUGCCGACAAUCUUUAGUUACUCUGUAAACUUAUUUAUUCUGAA